AUAGGUACUUUUCUUUUGAGCAUGUGUUGAUAGUGUUGUCGAGACCGGAGACUCGACUGACUCGAGGUUUUUGACAUACACUUGUGUAGCUAUGUAGGGAUCAUAUAUUAGAAUUCCAAGUCAUUCGUUAUCGAUUUAUUUAUUUAAAAGAACUAGGAAAUACGUUUAUUUAUUUGUAGAAAAAUGAGCGACUCCGAUGACGAUGUACCGCAAUUAAAUCCGGAUACUUUGGCCGCAUUGAAUGAAUUUUAUCAGGAAAGGGAAGAGCGUGAAAAGCAGUUUCAGGCUGCAUUGGAGCAGAAUGAAAACCAAGAUGCUACUUUCGAUGAAGAUUGGCAACUAAGUCAGUUUUGGUAUGAUGAAGAGACAAUAUCAACCCUCACUCAAGGGGCUGUACAGUCUACUGAAGGCAAUGCGAAAAUUGCCUUGAUUUCAUGUCCAACGCUAUACAAACAAUUAGUCAGUAUAGCUGGAGAAAGGCAAGUCAAAAUUUUAGAAUUUGACAAACGGUUUUCAAUUUUUGGUCCUGAUUUUAUCUUCUACGACUACAACACACCACAGGAUAUUCCAAAAGAUCUUUAUGGACAAUUUGAUCUUGUAAUCUGUGAUCCACCUUUUCUUUCUGAGGAGUGUUUAACAAAAACAGCCAUUACGGUAAAACUGCUGGCAAAAAAGCAAAUCGUUCUGUGCACAGGAGCUGUGAUGAGUGAGUUGGCUGAAAGAUUGUUGAAUCUGAAAAAAUGUAAUUUUGAACCUCACCACAAGAACAACUUAGCAAAUGAAUUUUGGUGUUAUUCAAAUUUUGAUUUUGAUAAGUAUUUAACGUAAAUGCUUAUCUCGUAAACUAAUUGAGUCAAUAAAUAUUACAAUACCUAUAUGUAAAAUUGCACUUUGUAAGAUAGUAUAGCUUCUUGGAGAUUCUUUCAAAAGAGUGAAGUUCACUAAAUGUAUAUAACUCAUAUUUUACUUUUGUAUAUAAAAAAAUACAAGUUUUUUAAUUCUGCAUA
Messenger RNA from Nasonia vitripennis (jewel wasp), 1007 nucleotides. It is a transcript of the gene N6amt2, whose product is annotated as N-6 adenine-specific DNA methyltransferase 2. The transcript is spliced from 4 exons. Gene Ontology annotation, molecular function: protein-lysine N-methyltransferase activity; nucleic acid binding. Gene Ontology annotation, biological process: methylation. Lineage: Eukaryota; Metazoa; Arthropoda; Insecta; Hymenoptera; Pteromalidae. The record is from RefSeq and is marked validated. Bases 184 to 828 code for a protein of 214 amino acids.